Molecule: messenger RNA, 963 nt
Organism: Pseudozyma flocculosa PF-1
Lineage: Eukaryota; Fungi; Basidiomycota; Ustilaginomycetes; Ustilaginales; Ustilaginaceae
Exons: 5
Coding region: 1-963 (320 amino acids)
Cellular component (GO): cytoplasm; mitochondrion
Source: RefSeq, a predicted model, not a curated record
AUGACUUCAGCGGCGCCCGUCCCGACGACGGCCACAUCCAACCCGCUCCUGACCUCGGUCAUGGCCGCCAUGCACGACAUUGCGCCCCUCUCCCUGGCCGACGCAUCGUGGGACAACGUCGGCCUUCUGCUCGAGUCGCCCACACCGCCUUCCUCCACCAGCGCCACGGCGGCGCCACAGUCAGCGGCAGCGCCAGGCCACGAGGCAAACGGCGUCAUGCUCGGCAUAGACCUGACGACGCAGGUGUGCGACGAAAUCGUCUCAACGCACAACCAAGGGCAGCCGCGCAUCGGCGUGGCCGUCAUCUACCACCCGCUCAUCUUCCGCGGCCUCAAGUCGAUCACGUACAACGACCCGCAGCAGGCUUCCAUCCUACGCCUGCUCCAGCACGGCGUGAGCCUCUAUUGCCCGCACACCAGCCUCGACGCCGCCGCAGGCGGUAUAAACGACUGGCUCGCCGUCGUCGUAUCCCACGACUCGAUGCCCGACCUCGGCGGACAAGAGGGACACAGGAUCCUCACCACCGGAAACUGGCAGCCCAUCGUGCCCUCCAAGGAAAAGGACACCAACGGGCAGUCGGGCGCAGGCAUGGGCAGGCUCGUCACCCUCGACCGCGAAAUCACCUUUGAGCAGGCAGUCGACAGAGUUAAGGCCAACCUGCAGCUCGAUCACGUACAAGGCUGCCCGAGCGGCAAGGCCAUCAAGACCAUCGGCGUCUGCGCCGGCUCGGGUUCGUCGGUCUUCAGAGGCGUCAAAGCGGAUCUGCUAUUGACCGGAGAGCUUUCGCAUCACGAGGUCCUCGCCUACAAGGCGGCCGGCACUUCAGUCAUUGUCACCAACCACACAAACACAGAGCGCAAGUACCUCCGCGACGUCCUCCAGCAUCGCCUGCGGGACCGCCUCCCAAAGGACGCGACGGUCCUCAUCUCCAAGAUGGACCAAGACCCGCUCCACACCUUUUAG